Drosophila bipectinata is the source of this 543-nucleotide messenger RNA. The record is from RefSeq and is a predicted model, not a curated record. Lineage: Eukaryota; Metazoa; Arthropoda; Insecta; Diptera; Drosophilidae.
AUGGAAAGUCGUUUAAGCUUUUCCCGACUUUUGGUGAUUUUAUGUCUCUUAAUUUAUGAAGAUACAAUCAGUGCGUCCAAAUUCAAGUUCACCAAUUUUGUGUGCAGCUCUGUGGACCCAUCCUGGUUGGUGGUCCACCAAUGCCGGUUAAAGGCCAUUCGCAGGGACUGGGUGGCUCUCAACUUCAACGUAACGCUCCUUCAAACAAUAAGAAAAGCUAAAGUUCACGGCCAAAUAUUCAAAAGAGCGAGUGGCUACAAGCCUUGGCUUUACAACUUCACCCUCGAUGGCUGCAGGUUUCUGAGAAAUCCCUAUAUGCCGGUAGCUGCCAUCAUUUUCAACAGGUUCAAACAGCAUUCUAAUUUAAACCAUACUUGUCCUUACUCGGGUUCAGUUUUUAUAAUGGGAGUCCAGGUGUUUGCAGAGGAAAUCCCGGUUCCACUUCCCUCUGGGGACUACUUAAUUUUAAUAAAAUGGUACUUUUCCAGUAAUUUAAAUUGUUCUACAGAUCUUGGAAUAUCCUCGGGAAUUUAUUUUUCAUAA